AUGGCGGCUCCUCAACAAGUGCCGGGGGAAGAAUAUGAUUACGAAGCACUCCCCUCAAACUAUGGCCUCGGUCGGAACAUGCUAGCUGGCGCUUUUGCCGGCAUCGCAGAGCAUGCGGUUAUGUACCCAGUCGAUUUGCUCAAGACUCGUAUGCAAGUCUUGCAUCCCACCACCGGAGGGCUCUACACAGGAUUGACACAUGCGGUUUCCACAAUCUACCGAAUUGAAGGGUGGCGAACGCUCUGGAAGGGCGUGUCGAGUGUGAUUGUUGGUGCUGGCCCCGCGCAUGCUGUCUACUUCGGUACAUACGAGGCUGUCAAGGAGAUGGCUGGUGGAAAUGUUGACGAUGGACACCACCCAUUGGCGGCCGCCAUGAGCGGUGCGGCGGCGACCAUUGCUAGUGAUGCCCUCAUGAACCCGUUUGAUGUGAUCAAACAACGAAUGCAGGUUCAUGGUUCCAUACACAAGACCAUCUUCCAAUGCGCGAAGUCCGUCUACAGGACUGAAGGUUUCCAUGCUUUCUACGUCUCCUACCCCACCACUCUCUGCAUGACCGUACCUUUCACCGCCACUCAGUUUGUCGCAUACGAGUCCAUCUCUAAGAUCAUGAACCCCAGUCUGGAUUACGACCCCUUCACACACUGCAUUGCUGGUGGUCUGGCUGGAGCCAUUGCCGCUGGUAUUACUACGCCGCUUGACGUGGUGAAGACUCUUCUGCAAACCCGUGGUCUUGCGCAGAACGAGGAGAUCCGCGCGGUCAAGGGACUGUUCGGUGCGGCCUCCCUCAUUAAGCGCCAGUUCGGUUGGAGGGGGUUCCUGCGCGGUGCUCGUCCCCGUAUCAUCUCCACGAUGCCCAGCACUGCCAUCUGCUGGACCUCGUACGAAAUGGCCAAGGCCUAUUUCAAGGGCCAGGUUGACAACUAG
Aspergillus mulundensis is the source of this 924-nucleotide messenger RNA. It is a transcript of the gene mrsA, whose product is annotated as putative mitochondrial carrier protein. The transcript is spliced from 7 exons. Lineage: Eukaryota; Fungi; Ascomycota; Eurotiomycetes; Eurotiales; Aspergillaceae. Gene Ontology annotation, molecular function: ferrous iron transmembrane transporter activity. The coding region runs from base 1 to 924 and encodes 307 amino acids. Gene Ontology annotation, cellular component: mitochondrial membrane. Gene Ontology annotation, biological process: iron import into the mitochondrion. The record is from RefSeq and is a predicted model, not a curated record.